AUGCGUCCGUUACACCAAUCUGGUGCUGUCUCUGAUGAGCAGCAGGCGAGUGAAUUCGAAAUAUCGGAGACAUGGUAAGUAACCUUGCUCUCAAAAUAGGCCUGAAUUAACGACAAGUCACAACCAGUCCAACGCACCCACCAAACUCUAAUUACCGACCUCCAGUUAGAUAAAAACGCAAAAUAAACAUUCGCAGUACCAGUUCCUUGCUUAGAAAAGAAAUGUUGGAAACGCGAAAAUUUGUGGUAGGUGAAUAAAUACAAUUUAUAGAAGUACGCAAAACCUGUCGAUGGACAUAACUCAGUACAUUAAAAACACAAGCAAAGCAACAUUUGAAAAAAAACGAUUCUCUACAUACAUUUCAGCAGGCAUCCUGUAAGGAUUAGGGUUAUGUGAAGUAUGCCACAUAAUCAAAUGCGGAAUUUUCGUUUGCAGGUUCGAAAACUUUCUCAUGGGAAUUUGAUGCAUAUUGAUCGAUUGUGUAUUGUUCGAGAUGCUACUCAUCAAAACGAAAGAAUGAUACUUACUUUCACUGAUAAAUACGUCACGGAAAUAAAAGGUCACAUGUUGAGAGGUCGUUCGGUGAUUAAUAAAUCCGAAUAGAAUUAGCGGAUGCAAUCGCAGUUAUACGACUAAAUGUAUGUCAAGAGAACUUUUGUUCAGUAAAGGUACUGUGUAUUUUUUGACGACGGUGGAGUCCACUGAUUUAAAGAGGGUCUUUGAAACGUCAGUUACUACUUUGCGGUUUUUCAAAGCUCUUACCUGAAAAGCAUGAUUCUACAGAUUGUACAUAUCAAAUCCUUCAAAAAAUCUAUUCUUUAAUGUAUUUACGUUUUUGGUUAGCCUUUGGGUGUUUUUCCUAAAGUAAUUUGUUUGUUCACAUCCGCCCUUGCACAAAUUACGAGGAAAAAACAUCCGUUUUCAAGCGCAACAAGUUUUGUUUGGUAAAACUAUCCAGUCAGGACUCUGUAGUAGAUCAAGACACACAGAUAAACAGACUUAGUCUAGAUCAGUUACUAACAUUAAAAAUUGUUCAUACAUAAGGUAACAUUUAUUUCUGCUUAAAUGUAUGAAUAGUUUUGCCUAAAAAUGAAUAUCAUGCCUUCUAUCGUCCUGUUACAUGAGUUAGGUCAAGUGCUCAAUGAUACCUGGUUCACAAUCUCAUACUCGUUUUGACCAGUACACCAUCACAAGCGCAUGAAUGCCGUUCAUAGUGUAGAAGGUCUUGGCAUUCCAGAAUGACCGCAUGUUUAUCCUGACCUCCUUUUUAUAUCUAUGAGAAACUUCCUGAAACUACAAUGAGUAAAUUCGGUUGGGAUUGUUUGACCACAAUCUAUUGAAGACAAACUGUAGUGACUGUAGAAAACAAUUAAUGCGCCAACUUCUGGCAACUGGAUUUGACGACAGUAUGUUUUCUCCCCCAACUUCAAGGAUUUACUAACCUUUCGCGAUACAUUAUCUAGAUUGUCAAGUACUUCGGCCGUAGCGGUAAUACAACAGUGGGAGUAGGAAGUUCUAAUUAACCAUUUUUGAUCGUUCAGAAUUGAGUGUGCCAAACAGGAGCGCAAAAGCAGCAGACGCUGUCUCAAAUUCCCUCUUAAUUUCGUGUCUUACCUGCUCAAACAAUUAUAAAAAAGACUAGCAUUCAUCCGAACGUUCUUGCUAGAAUUCAGCCUAGCUUUUGAAUAUAUCUGAACAACAUGAAACAGAAUGGCAUUACGUACAAAGAAAAUGGAGAUUGGGAUGACCAUUUCUGGCUUACUAGACGUCGUCAGCCAGUCCUACCCAACCGCAAGAUGUUGAACACCAGAUGCUUGAUCCCGCGACCUGGUGUUUAAAAGUCCAGCACCUCUAACCGCUGAGCCACGGCUAAUAUGUCAGAAAUGGUCAUUUAAGUCUACCUUGUCUCUGUCGUUAAUGCUAUUCUAUCUAUAUUAUGCGUCGCCGUGCGGUUGCUGGUUGGGCUCCAGAGAGAUCCCUAGGGAAAAACGGGACGCGUGGGUUCCGUAAACAUGAUCGGCCAUCAACCAACAUGAAGUAGUCACGCUAUCCACGGCUUCCCCAACAUUCCAGACUCCGACCCAACCCCUAACUUGGUCCACCGCGUCUAUUGCGAGCACAACCCGACCCCACACACAUGUCCCCGGGUUAUCUGUGAACCUAAUUCAAAAUGCAAGCAUACAUGGCGCUACAGUAACACCAUGCCUAUCUCAUGCAGCAAGCAUAUGAUCCACUUUGUCAUAUGGCGAACCGAACGUCGUGCGUCUGAACAUUCAAACCCUCACACAUGUGGGAAUCAUCUCCGGGCGGUCCUGACGCAUGAGUGGGGGGGACCAGGUCGUGUUGUUAAGCUCCGCCAACCACUGCACCCAAUCCAAUCACGCGUUGACAGAGAGGCUCAGAGAGUGUACUGGUGCAUGAGAGUACGGAGGAGAGAGUGAGAGCCGGCACUAUAAUAAACUUGACGCACUUGGAUCAGCCACGAUGCUUGUGGUUUGAAAUGCUGCCAACUGAUGGGAUAAUUCGCUCCCGAUGGCAGUAUUUAGUAUGACUGGAGGAGUUAGGCUGCAACGGCUCUCUCAUGCAUGUGAGGUCUAAGUCGCCCCCUAGAGAGGUUUAAUAUACAGUGAGUGACCUAUCUCAUGAAAUGUUGGCUGAAAUUCUGAAAUGCGUUUUCGAUUAGGAAGGAUUACUUGGUCGCGGUUGUAAUAAUAAUUAUCUUAAGACAUACUCUUAUAACAUUUCGGACUCGGCAGGAUGUCACAUUUUAAAUGCACUUCUUUUUAAUCUCCUGUAGAAAGCGCGCUCGGUAAAAAAUGACUACUUAAGUAGCUGCAUUUUUCCCACUGAUUUUCGAUGGUCUUGCAAAUUCCAAUAUAUUUUAAAGAAACUAUAAACAAAAAUAUGCUUUCUUUUAGUCAAUCAAUAGAGAAUCACGUCUUCUUUAUAUUUUAUCCUUAAGGAAGGAGGAUAAAUCGGUUUUGAAAAAGUUUCUGAUUAUGAGACUUUUAAGACCGCAAAAUGUCCAUUCACAUAGCAUCGUACCUGACCGUUUACCACCGCUCCUCAUGAAAUGUACAACAUGGUCCGCAUCCAUUGCAAAAUUUUACGAACUCUGUAUGAUAUCUUUGUUAGUGGCUUAGAAAAAUAUGUGAUUUUCUUUACGCGGAACACAUGCACCUUGUAGAGUGAAAUCACUAAGCGCUAAUGUAACGAAUGAUCAGGCUCCAAAUUAUUCGGCAAUUAGGAAACUUUUUUAAAACCUAAUUAUAGUCCUUCCUUAAGUAUAAAAUAUAAAGAAGACGUGAUUUUCUAUUGAUUGACAAAAAGAAAGCAUAUUUUUAUUUAUGGUUUCUAUGAAAUAUAUUUGAAUUUCCAAGACCACUGAAAAUCAAUGGGAAAAGUGCAUGCUACUUAAGUAGUCAUAUUUUUAUCGAGCACGCUUUCUACAGGAGAUUGAAAAAAAGUGCAUUUGAAAGCCGACAUCCUACCAAGUCUUAAAUGUUAUAAGAAUAUGUCUUAAGAUAAUCAGUACUACAACCGCGACCAAGAAAUCCUUCCUAAUCGAAAACGCAUUUCAGAAUUUCAGCCAACAUUUCAUGAGAUAGGUCACUCACUGUAUGUAGGGUGGGAAGCAAACCGGUAGCCUUGAAAUCGACUUGCCCUAGGGACUCGAUGGGUGAGGGAGGAGAGGGCGCAACAUAUGCCGUGCAAGUCCGUUUCACUGUAAACUAAUUCAACGCGUGAUGCAACGGUGUUAUACCCACUCCGUGCGGCACAAGUGGACACUGUCGUUCGCAGUAGUUAAACUACGAUAAUUGGUACUGGGGUCUCUUUGUAAACUUUAAGGCCUUGUAUUUCAAAAACCGAUUCUCGUUCAUUUACGUUUGGCUUAACUGGCUGACGAUGGCUAAUAAGCCAGAAAUGGCCAUUCCAGUCUCCUUGUCUUUGUCAGUAAUGCCAUUCUGCCUAUAUCAUGCGCCGCUGUGCGGCUGCUGGUUGGGCCCGAGAGAGAGAGAGUCCAUAGGGCACAACGGAACGAGUGGCUUCCGUAGGAACCAUUGUAUAUUCCCGAUCGAAACCGACAGGUCAACGGGCUCGUGGUCCAGCGGUUAGAGGCGUAGACUUCUAAUUAACAGGUCGCGAGUUCAAUCCUUGGGUGUUCCACACUUCGGGUUGGGUAUGACUGGCUGACGACAACCAAUAAGCCAGAAAUGGCCUUUCCACUCUCCCUUGUCUUUGUCAGUAAUGCCAUUCUGCCUAUGUUUGGUUUGUUUAUAUUUGUGCGAAAGUCACUGAAACCACAAUGAGCAGUUUCAUUUGGGAUAGGUUUCAUUCCCAUACCUCGCCAUCUAUCGACGACUAACUGGAUUGCUUGUAAAAUAGCAGUUCGCCCACCCGAUUGAUGGUGAAUGUCGUGUUAACAAGUUUUCUUCACUUGCGUCAGAGAUUUUGUAACUAUUCGCCAUGAAACAUCUGGAGUUUCGAUGAUUUUCAAGUACACCAUUCUUACCAGUAGUUCAAUAUUAUCGGCAAAAAAUGCUAGAUAAAUGUUUGUUUCAAAACAUCCAAGUGGGACUUUGCCGCAACGUUACUCAGAAGUAGCAGAAUCUGUUCUGAAUUUCACCUCAAUUCAGAACAUCAUCUUAUAAGCCAAUUACAAGAAACAUCAACAUUAGUUUACACUUGCCUAUUAAAAUCUACUCAUACUUAUCAGACAUAUUUUGGCGGAAAGCUACAGUAAGGCUUAGUCGACUAUUAGUGGUGGCUGUAUAAAUUCAUCCUGUCUCGUCCGCAUUAUACCGGUCAUCUACACUGGCAUUUCUGAGCACUUUAAGAAUGUUUGUUUUUCGUAUUCGUCUCAUACUUUCUUAUCACUGAUCUUUGUAUUCCGUUCUAUGAGUGAAGCACACUGGAGGCAAAUGGCCGUCCAUGGACUUGAAACUAGUAUGAAGGUUUUUGUAACAUUUUUGAUAUGAUUCCCAGCGUUGCUCCAUUGUGACUUGCCUAUCGUCCAGUAACAUUCUAGAACCCUCGGAUAAAGCCUUCCUCAACUUCUAGGUUAUUCUUUUAUUGUUCUCCCCUUUGACUGUUCAUUGUUGCCCUCCGAAGAAUACACCCUUGCUCAUGCAGGUCGUCAUGUUAUUGUAGCAUGCAUGCAACUGUGGGUUCAAGCAUGCCUGUCAUAUCAGCCAUUUGGCGAUGACUAGAACUCAGUCGCUGUUUAUUAAUAAACCGCUAAAGCAGUUUAACCAGUUAGGGUUAGAUUUGACUUUUGCAUUUUAGUGGCAUCAGAGCGAGGCGCGCGUCUACACGAGUAGACUGGCCAAAGUUUGUCCUGACCCAUUCGAAGAAAGUCAGAUUAUCUAUCGGCUCCAGACCCUUGAAAGAGCUCGUAAGCGACGAGUCCAUGUCUACGCAGGACGCCCUGCUCACCGACAUGCAGAGCUACAGAGAGCCAUAG
Molecule: messenger RNA, 5464 nt
Organism: Spirometra erinaceieuropaei
Lineage: Eukaryota; Metazoa; Platyhelminthes; Cestoda; Diphyllobothriidea; Diphyllobothriidae
Source: the annotation of a GenBank genome assembly